AAAGAUCUGAAUCCCUCACCUGCUCCUUCGAACGCUUAAAUUUGCUCGAGGGCUCGAGCAAGGUGUACCGGCCGCUCAAACAGACAUUUCCAGCGCCCUCCACCCUUGGACUCUUUUCGCCUUUCUCGCGCUCUCCAUGGCUACCAUACCAGUUAAUCCUAAGCCUUUCUUGAAUAACUUGACGGGGAAGACUGUUAUAGUAAAACUCAAAUGGGGAAUGGAAUAUAAAGGUUUUCUUGCUUCCGUUGAUUCUUACAUGAACCUACAGCUAGGCAACACUGAAGAAUAUAUUGAUGGACAAUUCACUGGAAAUUUGGGAGAGAUUUUGAUCAGAUGCAACAAUGUUCUGUAUCUUCGUGGUGUCCCCGAGGAUGAAGACAUAGAGGAUGCUGAACGUGACUGAGAAAGAGAUUGGCAGACAUUGAAUUGUAUAACUGUUGUAGUUUUUACCUUGGAUUAAUCCCAAGUGAAACCUUUAGUUGAUUAAAAUGUUACAUUCAACGCCUAGACACGAGAUGGCUUGAUGGUUUAGUCUUGUCGUACUAUUACUAGUUAAUUUUUGUAUCUCA
Manihot esculenta (cassava) is the source of this 569-nucleotide messenger RNA. RefSeq names its product probable small nuclear ribonucleoprotein F. Lineage: Eukaryota; Viridiplantae; Streptophyta; Magnoliopsida; Malpighiales; Euphorbiaceae. Gene Ontology annotation, cellular component: catalytic step 2 spliceosome; U1 snRNP. Gene Ontology annotation, molecular function: RNA binding. The transcript has 5 exons. The record is from RefSeq and is a predicted model, not a curated record. Gene Ontology annotation, biological process: spliceosomal snRNP assembly; mRNA splicing, via spliceosome. The coding region runs from base 137 to 403 and encodes 88 amino acids.